This is a messenger RNA of Bactrocera tryoni, 258 nucleotides long. RefSeq names its product putative nuclease HARBI1. The annotation marks the transcript as partial. NCBI's taxonomy places the organism in Eukaryota, Metazoa, Arthropoda, Insecta, Diptera, Tephritidae. The transcript has 2 exons. The record is from RefSeq and is a predicted model, not a curated record.
UCAAACAUCUUAAUCAAUGUUUUGCAGAUAUGUGACAAUAAAAUGAAAAUACGCUAUGUGAAUGCUCAGUUUCCUGGCAGCAAUCACGACUCCCACAUAUGGAAUGUCAGCAAUGCUCGUUAUUUUCAUGAGAAAAAGUACCUCGAUGGUGAACGAAACAGUUGGCUUUUGGGAGAUGCUGGAUAUGCCUUAGAACCAUGGUUAAUGACACCAUUCCGUACCCCUCCCUCAGGAAGCCCAGUAGAGAAAUAUUAUUAA